Pygocentrus nattereri (red-bellied piranha) is the source of this 1295-nucleotide messenger RNA. RefSeq names its product Rab acceptor 1 (prenylated) (gene rabac1). Lineage: Eukaryota; Metazoa; Chordata; Actinopteri; Characiformes; Serrasalmidae. The coding region runs from base 97 to 666 and encodes 189 amino acids. Gene Ontology annotation, cellular component: Golgi apparatus. The record is from RefSeq and is a predicted model, not a curated record. The transcript has 6 exons.
GCCAUAAAAGCUACUGAAGAACGAGAAGCAGCUCAGACGCUCCACAUCAUCCGCCCAGCAACAACAACAACCUCCCUGAGAUCACACUUUUUUUAGAUGGAGUCGAAGAUGAGUGACCCCUUCAGCAGUGAUUCCGAGGCGCUGCCCGCUGCGGGAAUCAUGGCAAGGCUGCUGCCUAAAGGUUUGUCCGGUACUGUGCUGAAGGACUGGAUGGACCGCCGGCGAAAGUCCAUCCGCCCCUGGGCCGGCUUCGUGGACCAGCGCAAGUUCUCUAAGCCGAAGAACUUCGGAGACCUGUGUCAGCGCGUGGUCAGAAACCUGGACACGUACCACAGCAACUACACCUUCAUCUUCCUGGGACUCAUCCUGUACUGCAUCAUCAGCUCCCCCAUGCUGCUCAUCGCCUUGGCUGUUUUCGCUGGUGCCUUUUACAUCAUCCACCUGAAGUCUCUGGAGUCCAAGCUGGUCGUUUUCGGGCGCGAGUUGACUCAGGGGCAUCAGUUGGGCCUGGCCGGUGCCGUCUCUCUGCCGGUGUUCUGGCUGGCCGGUGCUGGAGCAGCUGUCUUCUGGGUGCUGGGAGCGACGCUGGCUGUGAUUGGCACCCACGCUGCCUUCCGUGAGCUGGAGUCGUCAGACAUGGAGGAGCUGCUGAUGGAGCCUGUCUAACCUCUCAACCUCAUCUCGGCUUUUAACCUUUUUAUUUAUCCAAAAAAAGCGCCUGUCUUGCCUGAACAUUGUUACUGUCCUCUGAUUGGUUGCGCUUCACUUGAAUUGACUAAACAUCGACUCGCUCUCGGACUGACCGGCCGGUACGGAUACGGACUGUUAUUGUGGCGUAUAUGCACCGAUACCUAUACGCUGGCCAUCUGCUUCAUUUGAAAUUGGCUUUAAUUGGCAAACAAAUUAUGUUGCUCGUCAUGGAUGUAACACUAGCCGCUUCAAUUGCAGACAGACAGACAGACAGAGAUGCUCUGACUGACCAACUAAGCACAGUAGACCACAUAUGCCUUCGUUGUUUUCCGCCUGAAAUUCACCCAUGUCUGUUACUGAGAGGCUGCAUGUGAUCCAUUUGUAGUAAGCCAGCAAAGUUAGAUUGGCACAAAUUAUGGUGAAUAUGUGAAGAAUGCAUAUCUUCACAUCCAGUCAUGUCUUCACGUAGUAUUGGCUCCAGCCCUCUGCUUACAUCACCCAGUUCACUUCUAAAGCCUGUUGAAAUACGAUGUUUGAGGACUUUCUGACCUCAAAACAGGUUUGAUUACAGUUCUUUAGGGACGUAUUUGAUUCAGAAUCAUUUU